Molecule: messenger RNA, 483 nt
Organism: Sodiomyces alkalinus F11
Lineage: Eukaryota; Fungi; Ascomycota; Sordariomycetes; Glomerellales; Plectosphaerellaceae
Product: Rhodanese-like protein
Exons: 3
Coding region: 1-483 (160 amino acids)
Cellular component (GO): cytoplasm; nucleus
Molecular function (GO): protein tyrosine phosphatase activity
Source: RefSeq, a predicted model, not a curated record
AUGUCUGCCGGCCCCGAAACAGGAGCUGCUGCCGCCCCCGAGGCGCCGUGGCAUGCCGCUUACCCGAAGCCAAAGACCUCCGAACCCGCGUCGUUGUCUAGCGAGGAGGUUCUGGCCUUGCUGAAGGGGCGAAGCGAGAAUGCAGCCAGCAACGACUUUGUUCUUGUCGAUGUUCGCCGCAAUGAUCACCAGGGAGGUACGGUCCGCGGAUCGAUAAACCUACCGGCCCAGUCGCUCUACCCAUCUAUCCCGACCCUCUAUGGCCUAUUCAAAGCGGCAGGGGUCAAACAGGUCAUCUUCUACUGUGGUUCGUCUGCCGGUCGUGGGACGCGGGCCGCUGGAUGGCUAGCCGACUACCUGGCUGAGCGGGGGGAUAAAGAUUUGCAGAGCGUGCUACUGAAGGGAGGAAUUAAAGGCUGGGUGGCUGCAGGGCCCGAGUUCACAGAGUGGAUGGACGAGUAUGACGAAACCGCAUGGUCGUGA